Cetraspora pellucida is the source of this 591-nucleotide messenger RNA. Lineage: Eukaryota; Fungi; Glomeromycota; Glomeromycetes; Diversisporales; Gigasporaceae. The record is from the annotation of a GenBank genome assembly.
AUGAACGAUCUUGACUUUCGAACUAUCAACGAUCCUGACUAUUAUCUUAUCGAUAAUCCUGACCUUCAUACUAGCAAUAACCCUGGUUUUCACAUUAUUGAUGACAUUGAAACUAUUUAUGAAGAAGAUCUGGAAUCCUUCGAAAAUACAAGUGUAUUGGUUUCUUCCGAUGAUGAACGUCAAGAUGAUGUUGCAAAUGAUUUAAAUGAAGAUACAACCACAUAUUUUACUAAGGAAUUGGCAUCAAAAAUUGUUUAUCAUACUUUAACUCCUAUAGAAUAUCCUGAAACAAGUCUAGAAGGUGUUGCUUAUGUGUAUAAUGUUGAGGGUUGGGAUGAACCGUUAGCUGCAUUCAAAGAUAUUCAAUAUUCAAUUGGCAAGCCUAGUGAUGAAUAUAAAGUUAUGUGUUCUUAUCUGGGUGUUGAAGUAAAAUGUGAAAUGCGAACUUGUCAAGGUUCAAAACUCUGUGAAUUUGCCGCAAAUAAAUUACAUAAUCAAACACAUCAAUGUGUCGAUAUAAAUUCUGACCUUAUGAUGCGAAUAACUCAAAAAAUUUUAUCUAAUAAUAUAGACAAUAACACAUUUGAGUAA